Messenger RNA from Drosophila busckii, 1785 nucleotides. RefSeq names its product angiotensin-converting enzyme (gene Ance-2). The transcript has 4 exons. The record is from RefSeq and is a predicted model, not a curated record. Gene Ontology annotation, cellular component: plasma membrane. Gene Ontology annotation, molecular function: metallopeptidase activity; peptidyl-dipeptidase activity. NCBI's taxonomy places the organism in Eukaryota, Metazoa, Arthropoda, Insecta, Diptera, Drosophilidae. Gene Ontology annotation, biological process: proteolysis. Bases 1 to 1785 code for a protein of 594 amino acids.
AUGCUGAGCGUGCCGGAUGCCAACCUGGCUGCCUGGCUAAGCGAGGUGAAUCAACAGUUGGCCAUCGUUUACGAUCGGGAGCAGUUGGCUUUAAUGCAGAGCGAGCUUAGCGUUGGCAAUGAGUUGCAAGUAGAGCUGGCUAAUGAAGCUUUGGUAAACUAUACAAAGUUGGUCAAUUCACGCGCAGCCAAGCUGAAGCGACUGCAGCUGGGCGAUGCACUGCAGCGACGUCAGCUGCAGCGCUUGCCACAGCUGGGCUAUGAGGCACUGGAGCAGCAUGAGCUGGCGCAGCUCUAUGCGCUAACAGCCAACAUGAGCGAUGGCUAUAAGCAUCUCAAGAUGUGUGCUUAUGAGCAGCCAGGCAAUUGCAGUCUAAGACUCGUGCCCGAAGUGCUGCAGCUGCUGGGGCAGUGCGACAAUCCUCAAGAGAUUGAGUACUAUUGGCUUGAAUGGCGUCGCGUGGCAGGCUUGGGCAGACGCAAACAGUUUCUUAGCUUUAUGCAGCUGUACAGCAAGACAGCCAAGGCUAAUGGCUAUGCGCUGGCUGAAGAUUAUUGGUUUCAUCAGCUGGAGUUGAGCGGCCAGCAAGCCUUGGCGCUGCUAGAGCAGUUGAUGGCUCAGCUGCGUCCGCUGUUUCUGCAAUUCCAUGCGCAUGUGCGUGGUGCUUUGAGGCAACUUUAUGGUCUGCAACUGGUGCCCAGGGGACGCGCCUAUCCGCAGCAACUAGCUGAGCUGUACUUGGCCAAGGCCUUUAGGCAGGCGGGCACUGAUUGGGUGCUCGACUUACCUGCCAGAGCAAUUGGUGUAUUCAACAUAAGCGCAGCGUUGCAGCGACGUGGCUUGGCUAAUACUAGACGCAUGUUUUGGAAUGUGGCAGAGUAUUUUCGCGGCUUGGGCUUGCCACAAUUGCAAAAUUCGCUUUGGUCGCAUGCUCAGCCUUUGAGUCAGCAGGAUGAUGAUGAAUGUUGGCACAAAGUCUGGACUUUCCACGCCGCCACCAGCAACAAUUUUACUUAUUGUGCACUGCAGGAUGAGCAGCGCUUCUUUAAUAUGUUUGAGGCACAGCUGGAGCUGCAUUAUGCACACGCCGUUGCUAGGCAGCCCGUGUUGUUGCGUGAGGAGCCUCUGCCCCACUUUAAGGAAGCUUUGGGAAAAUGUUUUGCCUUGGCAGCAAGCUCACCGCGUUAUCUGCGACGUCUGGGCUUGCAGCAGCCAUCAGCGCUAUGGAGCAGUUUGCCUGCGCGACUUAAUCGUUUGUAUAUUCAAGGCCUGCAAAUUGUUUUUCUAUUGCCAGUGUUCUAUGUGCUCGAUCGCUAUCGUGUCGAACUGCUUAGUGGUCAGCAUCAAGCUGACGCCAAUGAAGCCUUUUGGCGUCUGACGGAGCUAUAUACAGGCGCAAGAGCGCCAAUCCAGCGCAGCAAUGCACAGUUUGAUGCACCCGCCAAGCUGCUUAUGGAGGUGGACGAUCAGUAUACCAAUCACUUGCUCAGCACUGUGCUGCAGUUUCAGCUUUAUAAGCAUCUCUGCUCUGCUACAGGUCAAUACAUCAAGGAUUCAACUGACAAGCCAUUGGAUCUUUGCGACUUGUCAGAUCAGCGUGCAAUUGGACCAGCCUUGUAUCAAGUCAUGGCAUUGGGCUCUACAUUGCAUUAUAGAGAGAUCUUGCAACAACUGGUGGGCCACAGCGAGUACAGAAUGGAUGGUCUGCUGACAUAUUUUCGACCCAUACAAGAUUGGUUAACCUUGCAGAAUCGUCAAAAUGGGUUUGAAGUUGGCUGGACAUAG